Messenger RNA from Papaver somniferum (opium poppy), 2448 nucleotides. RefSeq names its product probable metal-nicotianamine transporter YSL7. Gene Ontology annotation, molecular function: oligopeptide transmembrane transporter activity. NCBI's taxonomy places the organism in Eukaryota, Viridiplantae, Streptophyta, Magnoliopsida, Ranunculales, Papaveraceae. Bases 72 to 2210 code for a protein of 712 amino acids. The record is from RefSeq and is a predicted model, not a curated record. The transcript is spliced from 7 exons. Gene Ontology annotation, cellular component: membrane.
AAGAGCUCAUUCCAUCUUCACUUUCAUCUUACCCACUCCAAGUUAGUUCACUUGUAUUCUUCUUCACAAAAAUGGAGAGAAAAGGAAAAGAAGAUGGAGAUUACAUUUCUGAUAUACCUGCAGAGGUAGAAACAGAUGGUAAUAACGGAAUACCAAGAAAAAGAAGAAAUGGAGUUACUGAUCAUAAUCAUAAUAAUGGUGAUGAUGAUGAGAUGAUGAUGCCAUCGAUUGAGAAAGUAUUUGAGAAUGAAGUAGUUCCAACAUGGCAACAACAAUUAACAGUCAGAGCAUUCGUAGUGAGUUUGAUAUUGGGGAUAUUGUUUAGUUUCAUUGUUAUGAAAUUAAAUCUAACUACAGGGAUCAUACCUUCUUUGAAUGUAUCAGCUGGAUUAUUAGGUUUCUUUUUUGUGAAAAGUUGGACUAAGAUAUUGGAGAAAUCAGGAAUGUUGAAACAACCUUUUACAAGACAGGAAAAUACUGUGAUUCAGACUUGUGUUGUUGCUACUUCUGGUAUCGCUUUUAGUGGUGGUUUUGGAAGUUAUUUAUUUGGUAUGAGUGAAGUUAUUGCCAAACAAUCAACAGAAGAGAAUAGUGCACAGAACAUUAAGAACCCAUCUUUAGGAUGGAUGAUUGGAUUUCUCUUCGUCGUUAGUUUUCUUGGACUCUUCUCCGUCGUGCCUCUCCGUAAGAUUAUGGUGAUAGACUUUAAGCUAAUCUACCCAAGUGGAACUGCCACAGCUCAUCUUAUCAACAGCUUUCACACACCACAGGGUGCCAAACUAGCCAAGAAACAAGUGAAGGCAUUGGGGAAGUUCUUCUCGUUUAGCUUCUUGUGGGGUUUCUUCCAAUGGUUUUUCACUUCUGGAGACGGUUGUGGAUUUAUAAAUUUCCCUACGUUUGGUCUCAAAGCCUUCGAGAACAGGUUCUAUUUUGAUUUCUCGGCUACUUAUGUCGGGGUUGGAAUGAUUUGUCCAUACAUCAUAAACAUAUCUUUGCUUGUUGGAGGUAUUUUAUCAUGGGGAAUUAUGUGGCCUCUUAUAGAAAAUAGGAAGGGAGACUGGUACCCUGCAGAGCUCUCGCCUAACAGCCUCCAUGGGAUCCAAGGCUACAGGAUCUUCAUUGCCAUAGCCAUGAUCCUUGGUGACGGUCUCUACAAUUUCGUAAAAGUUCUAAACCGAACAGUUCUCGGCUUACUUCAUCAGCUACGAAGCAGAGAUGUACUUCCUGUCGCUGACCAACCAGAUACAGCCAAUAAAUCUAUCUCUUAUGAUGACCAGCGUAGGACUGAACUCUUCCUCAAAGACCAAAUUCCUACAUGGCUGGCUGUUCUGGGAUACAUCGGCAUUGCUGUUGUCUCCAUGAUCACUCUACCAUACAUUUUUCACCAACUCAAAUGGUACUAUGUAUUGGUCAUCUAUAUCUUUGCACCAGUUCUAGCUUUCUGCAAUGCCUAUGGAUGUGGUCUCACUGAUUGGUCACUUGCAUCCACAUAUGGAAAAUUGGCCAUCUUCACUAUUGGCGCUUGGGCUGGGGCUUCUCAUGGUGGGGUCCUUGCUGGUCUUGCAGCCUGUGGUGUUAUGAUGAAUAUCGUCUCCACUGCUUCGGACCUGAUGCAGGAUUUUAAAACCGGCUACAUGACAUUAGCAUCACCAAGGUCCAUGUUUGUGAGCCAAGUUAUUGGAACUGCAAUGGGGUGUAUAAUAUCUCCUUGUGUAUUUUGGCUCUUCGUCAAAGCUUUCGACGAUCUAGGGAUACCAGGGUCAGAAUAUCCAGCCCCAUAUGCUCUUGUAUACCGUAACAUGGCAAUAUUAGGAGUCGAAGGCUUCUCAAGUUUACCCAAGAACUGCUUAAAGCUGUGCUAUGGAUUUUUUGCCGCAGCAAUAUUUAUUAAUGCAAUUAGAGACUCUGUUGGAAAGAAGUGGUCGAGAUUUAUACCGUUGCCGAUGGCAAUGGCGAUACCAUUUUAUUUAGGGUCGUACUUCGUGAUAGAUAUGUGCCUUGGGAGCUUGAUUUUGUUUGUGUGGGAGAAGGUAAAUAAGCCUAAAGCUGAUGCAUUUGGUCCUGCUGUUGCCUCUGGUUUGAUAUGCGGAGAUGGGAUAUGGACUUUGCCAAGUUCGAUUCUUGCUUUAGCAGGUGUUAAGCCACCCAUUUGUAUGAAGUUCCUAUCUGCCAAAGAUAACAUCAGGGUUGAUAAAAUCUUGAAAGGGUAGUGGAUAGAAUUUUAGAUACCUGGUAAUAGUACUAAUAUUCAGUUUCAUGUUUCCUCUGAGAUGUAAUAUAAAAUGUAUUUGUAGAAUGUCCAUACACCAUAUGUACUAUGUCGCCAAAGCAACUGCAAGUCAGAGUAUCUUAUCUUCGUACUCCUACCAAAAAACAUAGAAGCAUAGGAAAUGUAAGAUCUCAUAGUUGAUUUGUUACGUCACAUCAUCGUGUGAAAAUUUGGUGUUG